UCGCCACUACCACGGUAACAUUGCCGUACAGUAACAAUGGAAGAAAUAGGUUUAGAACCAGAGCGCAUUUCAUCAGAAGAUUAUUAUCUCUCGUCCCUCUCCUGCAGUCUAAGAGUAGGCAAAGAAGAAGUGAUAUCCAACGACCUGUUUUCAAUAACAGGAGAUUUGGAUUUUCCAAGUAACCUCGAAGACUCUCCUGAGAAAAUGAGCACCUACUGCAACAGCAGCAGUCCUGGGUUGUCUUUCAGUCAUCCCCCAAACUAUCUUGACCAGCAAGACAUACAAAUGAUAGAGAAUCUUGCAGUAGCACAUGAAGAUGAAGAAGAAGACCGUUAUGAAGAGCUAGAUUUGACCAAUGAAGGUACUUACAUAAGAGAAGUACUAAUAGGACCUUCGCAUCCUCGGCUACCAUUAAUUGAGGGAGCACUAGGCUCUUUAUCAGGACCUGUUAAUACACAGCUUCUGUACGAUGCAGUUUUAUACAGCAUGCAAGCAGUGGAUGUGCUAAUAAUGGAACUGAUUAAAAUGAUAUCGCUAGAUCCAGCAAACAGGAGGUUACAGGCUGGGCUGGAUCUUGAAGCUGAGCUCAUGGAGAUGGAAGAGAUAAGCAGCAGCAGCCAUCGCCACAAAGAGCAACAAGUUAGCAGAAGAAAGAGUCUAGCCAGUCACUGCCUCCUAAGACGAAGAAAGGGAAGGCAACAGAAUACAAUAAAAAAGAAAACAAAAGGAAAGAGAGAGAAAACGUCACCGGCUAGUCAAAAGCUACUUAAGGAAUGGUUAUUCUCUCAUAGUCGCUGUCCAUAUCCUACAGAAGAUGACAAGCAGAACCUUUGUCGAAUGACGGGACUCUCACUGCAACAGUUAAACAACUGGUUUAUUAAUGCAAGGAGACGUAUAUUACCACAGAAGAAAACUAAAUAACAACAAUAAUAAUAACAAUAA
Messenger RNA from Amphimedon queenslandica, 942 nucleotides. RefSeq names its product BEL1-like homeodomain protein 10. The transcript has a single exon. The record is from RefSeq and is a predicted model, not a curated record. Bases 37 to 921 code for a protein of 294 amino acids. Gene Ontology annotation, biological process: regulation of DNA-templated transcription. Gene Ontology annotation, molecular function: DNA binding. Lineage: Eukaryota; Metazoa; Porifera; Demospongiae; Haplosclerida; Niphatidae.